This is a messenger RNA of Soboliphyme baturini, 675 nucleotides long. The record is from the annotation of a GenBank genome assembly. Lineage: Eukaryota; Metazoa; Nematoda; Enoplea; Dioctophymatida; Soboliphymatidae.
AUGAUUAAGAAUCCAGAAAUCCACAAUUACAGCAGCCAACACUACAAGAGGUGCCCUGACGGUGAACUGUUCCACGUCACCUGUGCUCAGCUGGGAUGUUUUUGGAUGUUGCCUAAAAUGGCCUCUUUCUGGGAGAUGCGUUGGUUUGGUCAACUGUUGUGUCGUCUCUGGCUGUUGUUGUUGGCCGUAGAUCGCGCUUACUGCGAUGCACCGUUUGCCCGUGCCGCCGCGCCCCCCGCAGCGCCCCAGGACCGCCGAUCAAACGCGGAGAAUGCUGCACCACCGAAGCAGGGGACGUUCACCGUCUUCAAUUACAACGAAUGUAACGUGGAUAUCAUGAAAUAUUGCAGCAAAUCCGGCGCGAAGGACGAAACAGCGUUGCUGAUGUGUCUCCAGGACGCCGGUGCCAGGGAGGACGUUCUGACCGAAAGUUGCCAACAGUUUGCGUUGCUGCGCAUUUCCACCUUCCGUCGCGACGAUCGCUCGACGUCGCACAUCGGUGUUUUGUCCGAUUUGCCUCUUUCCUGUCCUCCGGUGGCCGUUCAUUAUUUUUCUGCUCUGAACCACGACCCGAUCCGACGGUCAGUUUUGAACCUUUUCGGUUUGACGGCCUCAUGGAGGCUUGAGUCAACAAAGUUUCUGUCGAAAACUCAUCGUUUUGAAAUGUCCGAAUAG